Oryza brachyantha (malo sina) is the source of this 1974-nucleotide messenger RNA. Its product is annotated as heat shock cognate 70 kDa protein-like. Gene Ontology annotation, biological process: protein refolding; cellular response to unfolded protein. NCBI's taxonomy places the organism in Eukaryota, Viridiplantae, Streptophyta, Magnoliopsida, Poales, Poaceae. Bases 1 to 1803 code for a protein of 600 amino acids. Gene Ontology annotation, molecular function: misfolded protein binding; ATP-dependent protein folding chaperone; ATP hydrolysis activity. The record is from RefSeq and is a predicted model, not a curated record. The transcript is spliced from 2 exons. Gene Ontology annotation, cellular component: cytoplasm.
AUGGCAGAGACGGGCGAGCAGCACGGCCCAGUAUUGAUCGGCAUCGACCUCGGCACGGCGUGCUCGGGCGUGGCCGUGCGGCAGAACGGCCGCGCGGAGGUCGUGACCAACGGACAUGGCGGGCGGGCCACGCCGUCGUACGUCGCGUUCACCGACACGGAGGGGCUCGUCGUCGGCGACGCGGCCAAGAGCCAGGCGUCCCGGAACCCCACGAACACCGUGUUUGGUACGAAGCGAUUGAUGGGAAGGAGAUUCUGUGACGCGUCCGUGCAGGCCGGCUUGAAGCUGUGGCCGUUCAAGGUCGUGGCGGGCCGUGGCGACAAGCCGAUGGUCGCAGCGAACUACAAGGGCAAGCAGAAACUGCUCGCCGCCGAGGAGGUCGCGUCCAUGCUGCUCUCGAAGAUGAAGGCAGAGGCCGAGGCCUACCUCGGCUGCCCAGUCAAGAACGCCGUGAUCACAGUGCCCGCGUCGUUCGACGUCGUCCAGCGCCGGGCCACCAAGGACGCGUGCGCCAUCGCGGGGCUCGACGUCCUCGGCGUCAUCCACGAGCCUACGGCCGCGGCCGUCGCCUAUGGCCUCCACGAAAGCGCUAACGACAAGAAUGUGCUCGUCUUCGAUCUUGGAGGCAGUCACGCCAGCGUGUCACUCCUCGCUGUUGCGUCCGGCAAGAUCGCCGUCAUGGCGACCGCCGGCGACCCCUGCCUUGGCGGCGAGGAUUUCAACGGCCGCAUGGUCGAGCACUUCAUCGCAAAGUUCAAGGCUGGGCAUAGGAAAGACGUCAGUCGCAACGCGAGGGCUAUGGUGAGGCUUAGGGCUGCCUGCGAGCAGGCGAAGAGGACGCUCUCGUCGGCGAGCUGGGCAGCCAUUGAGCUCGAAUGUUUUCACGAGGGCACAGACUUCUACUCGACCAUUACGCGCGACCAGUUCGAAGAUCUCAACCUGGACCUGUUCUGCAAGUGCAUGGAGCCCAUCAAGAAGUGCCUCAUGGACGCCAAGAUGGACAGACGCAGCGUGGAUGACAUCGUCCUCGUGGGCGGAUCAACCAGAAUCCCUCGCGUGCGGCGUCUGAUCCAGGACCUGUUCGACGGGAAGGAGCUCCGGAAGGACAUCAAUCCCGACGAGGCGGCGGCGCGCGGCGCAGCCACCAUAGCCAGUCGCGGGGGCGGCGAUAGCUUGCUGGACCUGUUCCUGCCCGACGCCACACCGCGCUCGAUCGGCGUGGAGGAGGCCGGCGGCGCCAUGGCGGUGGUCAUACCAGAGAACACCGCCAUCCCCGUCAGGGAGACGAAGAGGACUAUCUCCGUCCAGCCCCAUCACAAGAAAGGUGUCGUCGUCUCUGUUUUCGAAGGAGAGAAGCCACGAGCAAGGGAUAACACUCUCUUCUGCGAGCUCGAGCUUCCGGGUGCUCACCGCGGGGCGAAGCCCGGAGCCAAGCUCCCUGUCUCAGUGUGCUUCAGCGUCGAUGCCGACGGCGUCCUGACGGUCUCUGCGAGCGACAAGGUGAACGGGCACAAGAAGCAGAUGAGGUUCAUGGAGCAGAGUCAGCUGAGGAAGAAGGAGAUCGAGAGGAUGGCUAAGGAGGCAAAGUACAUGGCAGAGGAUGAGGGCAACAAGGAGAGGAUCAAGGCAAAGAAUUCGCUAGAGGAAUUCUUGUACAAGAAGCGCCGUGCCAUCGAGGACGAGAAGAGGAAGGUAGACGACGCACUUUGCGCCGUCGAAGAGAUGAUUCAGAAGGUGCCCGGCGAUCAGGUUUCCAGCGCAGGAGAGCUCAGCGACGCUCUGAAGAAGCUCAUGAUAGAAUGAUCUAGCUCCACCAUUGCUGGGAAAGCAGGAUGAUGCCUAACGUUCAAUUAACUUUUGGAACCGCCUGUAGGUUAACCGACGGAAACCGGUAAUACAAAGGGGGUGGUGUUUAGAUGAGACUAAAAAGUUUAGCCCUAUGUUAUAUCGGAUGUUUGACAAUAAUUUGAAGUA